CCCGCUUCUCAGGCGUCCGGUCGAUAUGACACGCUUCCAAGAGGGCUUAUCCCCCAAGUUUUGAAAGAUAGAUGAAAGACGUUCAAUCCAUUUGCUUCCCAAUCCCAAGUCAACAAUCGGAGCUGUAUUUCCCGCUAUACAUUCCACUCUAUCUAUCAUGGCCUUGAACGCGUCUGUCCUCUCAAACAAAACCCUGCGAGAUUAUCGAAACACAAUCCACCAGCACAAUGACAAGUUCAUCCAAAACAUGCCCAAAGUCGAAAUGCAUGUUCAUAUCGAGGGCACGAUGACACCCGAACUCCGGUGGGAGCUCGCGCAACGGCGCGGAGAGUCAGUUCUCAAUAUCAAUACCCAGCAGCCUUGCGAGAGUUUGUCGGAGUUAAAGAGUACGUAUGAGCUCCUCAAUGACCUUGAUGCAGGUGGUGUAGAUGGUGAAAUGCAGCGAUUCUUUGAACUGUAUUACGGUGGUUUCAGUGUCCUUCAGGAUGAAGAGGAUUUUUAUCAUCUGGCAAUGAAUUACUUUAGGAAGGCUGCUUCCAUGAAUGUCCGUUAUUGUGAGCCGUUCUUUGAUCCGCAGGGUCAUACACGGAGAGGUGUUCCUCUUAAAACAAUGAUGGAUGGGUUUAAGAGGGCGCAGAGUGAGGCUGUUCGAGAUCUUGGGGUCCACUCUCAAUGGAUCAUGUGCAUGUUGCGAGACAUGUCCCCGGAAUCUGCUAUGGAGCAUUAUCUCCAGGCACUACCAUAUCGCGACAUGAUCGUCGGAAUCGGACUGGACUCUCUAGAGGUGGACCGUCCGCCAUUGCUCUUUGAAGACGUUUUUCUCCGCGCUCGCAAAGAUGGUUUCAAAAUUACCUGCCAUUGCGACGUCGGCGACAAGGAUACACUGAGGAAUAUUGGGCAAGUGGUUGACCAGCUGGGAGGAAGUGGAGCGGACAGGAUUGAUCAUGGGUUACAUGUCGCCGAUGAUUCUUUUCUUCUUCAGAGGGUCAAAGAAAAGGACCUUGGAAUGACGAUUUGUCCGUGGGGUUAUCUGUGCUACUCUGGAGAGGCUCAAAUUAUUGAUCGGGUUCGCACGUUGUUUAAUGCUGGCAUCAGAAUAGCCAUUGGCAGUGACGACCCAUCAUAUAUGGAGGAUAUUUGGCUGAACAACAGUCUUUACCUGCUUCGUGUACUGGGAAAUUUCACUGAUGCGGAGUUCGUCCAGCUACAACGGAAUGCCGUUGAUAUCUGUUGGGCCUCUGAUGAUAUUAAAGCAGCAAUCCUGAUGGAACUUGAGGAUUUUUGAAUGAAAGAAGAGACGGAACAUGGUAGCCAUGCGGUUUAACAAGCGUGUUUGUUAUAUUAGCCUGGCUAAAUAAUGAUGUCCUUUCCGUUUGCCCACACCGAAUGCUCGCACAAAAACUAUGGAUAAAAGCAGAAGCCCAGACAGACUCAUUGAUAAUGAAAUUGCACACGACGAAGUUAAUUGGCCGGCAGCCGGCAACUGUCGGAAAGCCC
Molecule: messenger RNA, 1497 nt
Organism: Aspergillus piperis CBS 112811
Lineage: Eukaryota; Fungi; Ascomycota; Eurotiomycetes; Eurotiales; Aspergillaceae
Product: adenosine deaminase family protein
Exons: 2
Coding region: 158-1285 (375 amino acids)
Biological process (GO): purine ribonucleoside monophosphate biosynthetic process; hypoxanthine salvage; adenine catabolic process
Cellular component (GO): cytosol
Molecular function (GO): adenine deaminase activity
Source: RefSeq, a predicted model, not a curated record